This is a messenger RNA of Paramecium primaurelia, 2730 nucleotides long. Lineage: Eukaryota; Ciliophora; Oligohymenophorea; Peniculida; Parameciidae. The record is from the annotation of a GenBank genome assembly.
AUGGAGUAACAUUUAAGAUUAUAAAGAAUUGGUCCAACUUCUUUAACUUAAUAACUCAGUUCGAAAUAGGAAUCAUCAUCACAAAUAAUAUUAGAGGAUGAAAUUUAGUAGGAAAGUUUAAGAGAAAUGAAUGAAAACAAAAGUUUUGAUAUGAAUAUGUCUCGUUUUGAAAGUAAAGUAAUUAUUGUAACUAUUGAAGUCUGAAUUUAGGAGACGAGGACAAUAUCCAUUAAGAACUCUAAAGACCCUUCAAACAUAAAAAUAAUCAAAUUUCAUUCAGAAUUUUAAAUUGUAGUUGCACGUUCAUCGAUUCGUCAAUAAUAUCUUUACAAACUCAUAUAUCUUAAGAAAUUAAUAGAAAUAAAUAAUUAAUGAUUAACUAUUCGAAAAAAAUUCAACUUCUUAGAAAAAAGAACAUAGUAAGAUAAAUUUAUGAUUAAUUAUAGUUUAAGACACUUUAGCAUGGAUUCCAAUAUUUUUACCUUCCACAAAUGCAAUUAUUGUUUGGGAUAUUUUUGGGUUUCUAAACAAUCUUUUAAUGCUAUGGUUAACUCCCUUUAUAGGAUCAUUUAAUAAUUAUCAAAACGAUAUCAUAUCUAUUAUUUAAUAAAUUAUCUUAAUAUUUCAAAUAAUUGAUUUCUUAGUUUAAUUUAACAGAGGAAUAUUUAUAUCAGCUAUACUAAUUACUAAUAGAAUGUCAAUAAUCAAAGAGUAUUUAAAAUCAAAUGCUUUUGUAGAUUUCCUAAGAGUUUUUAUUUGGUUUUGCUUAAAACAUGAAGUAAUAUUCAAUGAAAUUCUGGAAAUUACAAUAAUUUUAGAAAUUAUACUAAUAUAUUAGAAUAUCUAAAGAUACCUUGCAGAAUAUUUUCAAUAUUUCUAUAUGAAAGGAGGUUAGAAUGCUAUUUUAGAUUUAAUUUAAUUAAUCAUUUAAAUAUAUUAUUUUGCUCAUAUAAUUGCAUGUUUAUGGCAUUAUACAGGAGAAAAAACUAAAUAUUUGGGAACUUCAUGGUUGAUGGAACAUAAUUUAACAGAAUAUUCAUCUUGGCAUUAAUACAAUGCAUCAUUUUAUUGGGCAACUAUGACAAUGACAACUGUUGGUUAUGGUGAUAUAUCUGCUUCAAAUUAAGUUGAAAUGAUUAUAUCAUCUAUUAUCAUGUUUUUUUCUAGUUAUGCUUUUGCUUAUACUAUGAGUUCAAUAGGAAUUAUUUUGAAAAAUCUAUAUGAUGCCAAAUAAACAUAUAAGUAACAAUUAUUAAAUAAAUCAGAAAGAACUUGAUUUAAAUAACUUAAUAUAUGCAUAAAAAUCAAGUAGAUGAGAACAUUCAAGGCAGAAUUAGAAAUUACAUAAGAAUCCAUUCAACUUCAGAUAAUGUAGAAAAUUAAAGCGAAAUAGAUAAUAUAAUUAGUUUAUUACCAAAUAAUUUGUAAAAAGAUUUAAAUAAUGAUAUAUAAACUAGAGUUCUAAAAAAAAUGAAAUUAAUAAUUAAUCAUUUUUCAAAAUUUGCAUAAUAAUAAGUUGCAAAAAAUCUAGAAUUGAUUUCAUUUUUGCCAGGAGACAUUAUAUAUAAAUAGGGAGAUAUUCAUGAAGAUAAUCUGUAUUAUUUAUAUUAAUAAAUUUAGUUAUUUUAUUUAAUAAGGAGAUGUAAAUUAAAUAGAAAUGUAAACUGAACUUAAAUUAAGAAAUCUAAAAACAUCUUAAUAUUUAGGUUACUAUUCUUUUUUUACUGGAUUUGCUCCAAAAGAAACAGCAGUCAGUUAAGGACCUAGUUAACUUUAUAGAAUAAGUAGAAAGAAAUUUCUAGAUAUAAUAAGGUAGAAUUAAAAAGAUUUAGAAAUCUUUCAUCAUAUAAAAGACAAGAUGAUUUAUAAAUAGAACUUUGUUUUAUUUGAUCACAAAUGUAACUUUUGUAAUAGAUAUGUUCAUCAGGAAAUAGAUUGUCCAUUAAUUCAAUUUAAACCAGAUUUAGAACGUAUUUUAAAAAAAGAUUCAUUUAAAGAAGAAUGUAAUAUAAGUAGAUACAGAUCAAGGAGAAAAUCGAAAAAUAAUACUUUAGCUUAAAAUUAAAUGAUAGAAUAAUCAUUAAAAAUAUAUUAAGAAGAAAAUUAAUUAAAUGAAGAUCUAAUAUCUCAUCAAGAAUUAUAAAAUGAGAAAUCUGUCAUAUCGGAACAAUAAAUUACAUCAUAAUAGUACAUAACAAGUGAAAAAGAUAUAAAUAUAGAUCAACAAGCUUUAAGAUAAAAUUAGAGAAAAGUAACGUAGAAUCAUAUAGGGAAAGGACAGAAAAGUAAAUUAUUCUUUAAUUAGAAUUGUCUUAUCUUAAGGUAAUACCAUUUGUCCAAGAAACAAAAUAAUCAUAACGCAGAAUAGUAUAGUCGAAUGAUGAAAUUUUAAUUCCUAAACAAUAUAGUAUGAUAGAAGAGAUAGAGACAACACUUUAAAAAGGCUUGAAACCUUCUCUAAAUAUUGAUUCAAUUUCAUUAAAGUCAUAAUAUUACAUGCCAUAAUAUUAAAUUGAAGCUUAAUUAAAAUUAUGGAUUAAAACUUAAAAAAAGAGAAGUAAUAAAUUUUGGAAUAUUUAUGAAUAUUUAUAAAAAUAUACUUUUUCAAGUUUUGUAAAAGAUGCAGCAAUUAAGAUGAUUAAUUAAGGAAAAAAAUUGUACAGAUUACAAAUAUAAUAAUAAAUUAUUUAAUUAUAAUGCUGUACAAUACUAUUAAUUAGUAUUGAUUGA